Messenger RNA from Juglans regia (Persian walnut), 589 nucleotides. RefSeq lists its product as uncharacterized. Gene Ontology annotation, molecular function: pectinesterase inhibitor activity. Gene Ontology annotation, biological process: negative regulation of catalytic activity. The record is from RefSeq and is a predicted model, not a curated record. The coding region runs from base 2 to 550 and encodes 182 amino acids. The transcript has a single exon. NCBI's taxonomy places the organism in Eukaryota, Viridiplantae, Streptophyta, Magnoliopsida, Fagales, Juglandaceae.
CAUGACUACUUCCUUCACAGUUUUCAUCGUUCUGCAACUUCUGCUAACUCCAGUCCCGCUACUGCUGCUUGGCCAAGCUCUUAAUCCCGUUAGAGGCAACGACAACUUGAUCGAAAUCGAAUGCCACAAUGCGGAGGUACCAUCCACAUGCAUCCAGUGUCUGAAAUCCGACCGACGUUCCAAAAACUCAGACAGAGUAGGAAUCGCGGUGAUAAUGUUGAACUGCCUGCAAAACCACGCAAUGACCUUGUCAACAAACAUGUCAGAGCUGGCUUCCGGAACCGCAGAUCUAACCAUGAAGAAUGUGUUCGAAGAUUGCGGCCGAGGUUUUUCAUCUGCAUAUAAAGAGCUGUCUUCGGCGACCUCGAGUUUGGAGAAACGCAAGUACGACAAAGCUGAAAUGUUGGUGAACGAAGCCCUCGAGUUCGAGCUGAAAUGCCAUUCGAAGAUCGGAAGCUAUGGGGAUAAAAUCCCGAAAGAUGUUGUUUAUGGGAUGAAGCUUUACGAAGAUCUUUCUGAGGCUACAAAUAGGAUAGUCGAACGACUUUAAUAAUUCUCAAUGUUUUUGGGUUCACCUCAGUCGUGAUAU